UGUCCAUCAGUGCCAGCUGUCAGUGCCUAUCAAUGCCACCUGCCAGUGCCCAUCAGUGCCACGUACCAGUGCCAGUCAGUGCCACCUAUCAUGCCAGUCAGUGCUACCCAUCAGUGCUGCCAAUCAGUGCCAGUCAGUGCUGCCUAUAAGUACCCGUCAGUGCCGCCUAACAGUGCCAGUCAUCAGUGUCAUCUAACAGUGCCACCUAUCAGUGCCAGUCAGUGCCGUCUAUUAUUGCCAUAUAUGAGUGUUGCCUUUCAGUGCCCAUCAGUGAUG
Molecule: messenger RNA, 276 nt
Organism: Staurois parvus
Lineage: Eukaryota; Metazoa; Chordata; Amphibia; Anura; Ranidae
Source: the annotation of a GenBank genome assembly